AUGUGCGCGACCGCCGUGGGUCAAUCCGACGACAAAAAGGCCAUGAAGAAGAAACAGAGGCUGUGGAAAAAGUAUUUGCAACUUCGAGAUUCAGUAUCAUUCGCCGAAUAUAAGGAUCAGCGCAAUAAAUGCCGCAAACAAAUACGGAUUGCUAGAACUUCUUUCGAGCGCCGACUGGUAGCAGAAUCCAUUACAUGUCCCAAGAAGUUUUACAAGUACAUCCGUAGUAGGAAAAAACACAGGGACGAAAUUGCGUGUCUUAACGAUAGCCUCGGAAACUUGUUAGUCGAAGGGCCCCAGAAAGUGCAGCUACUGUCUGAGUUUGUUCAGUCAGUUUUUACGGAGGAGUCCUCAGAAGACGAUCAGCAGUUUGAAAUGGACCGAAACAGCCGGGAGCUUCAAAUACGCCAAGAUACUGCCGUCAUUGAAACCGUUGCCUUUUCCGUCGAAGAAGUAAGACGCGUCCUCAGUCAAAUAAAACCAGAUAAGUAUCCUGGACCCGACGGAAUUCCUGAUCUGAUACUUAAGGAGCUAUCAAAGGAGCUAGCGAAGCCUCUUUCAACGCUCUUUGAGCUGUCAAUGAGAACAGGAAGGCUGCCAUCACAGUGGAAGACAGCUAACCUCGUUCCCUUACAUACGGGUGGUAACAGGAUGGCAGCAAGCUGUUUCAGGCCUAUUAGCUUAACCUGCCUCUCGUGCAAAACGAUGGAAGCUCUAGUAAAGAGUGCCAUACAGCAAUUUUGUGAAGAAAAUAACCUCUUGCAGGAUUUUCAGCAUGUGUUCAUCGAUUUUCGCAAAGCCUUCGAUACUGUUGCGCACCAACGCCUUCUUCACAAAUUGAGCGCCAUCGGCAUCCGGGGAGAUCUUCUGAAAUGGAUAGGGGCGUUUCUGGUUGGUCGGAAACAACGUGUUUGCAUCGGUGAGGAUAUGUCAGAAUGGGUGAGCGUGGCCAGUGGUGUGCCUCAAGGCUCAGUUCUGGGACCAGUGCUAUUCAUCCUUUAUGUUAAUGACAGCCUUCAGGAACUCGACUGUGGCAAAAUAAUGUUUGCUGACGACGUUAAGCUCUGGCAAGUCAUUAAGAGUCCUAACGACCAGAGAUACCUCUAA
Molecule: messenger RNA, 1107 nt
Organism: Spirometra erinaceieuropaei
Lineage: Eukaryota; Metazoa; Platyhelminthes; Cestoda; Diphyllobothriidea; Diphyllobothriidae
Source: the annotation of a GenBank genome assembly